AUGGCGCAAGACAUUUUCGACUUUCUCAGGAAAAAUCAAUUCACUACUGUUGAAGCAGCAUUACGAACUGACCUCAAUAAUCAUAAUACUGACAAAUUUCCUAGGCUUCCUUUGCCUCUUGUUUAUUCCCAGCCAGAUCUUCCUAUUCAACUACAAACUCACUCUUCAGGUAUGAACAGGGCUGCAGCAGCCACUUGGUUAUCAGAGGAUACGUCCCAUCUUAUAUCAGGUUUUGCAACAGUUGCUGUUGGGUUGAAUCAAUUUCUUGACCAUCCUAACGAGUAUUGGGACUCUGAUGAAUAUAACGACGACGAUGAUGUUGGCUACAUGAGACAGCCUAUUGAGGACGAGACCUGGUUUUUGGCACAUGAAAUUGAUUACCCUAGUGACACAGAAAAGGGGACUGGUCAUGGAAGUCUUCUGGAUCCCCGGGAAAGAUGUCCAGCAAAAGACGAGGACGAUGAUCAAUCUUUUGUUGAGGAGCAAUAUCUUCAGACCAGUAAUGUUGAACCAGUCGCAGCUUCUGAUGAUCCUAUUGGUCUAAGAAUUACUGAAAUGUAUGGAAGAACUAAUGGUAAUUAUUUAAUGGCUCAAUAUGAUGGACAACUGAUGGAUGAAGAAGAAUUAAGCCUGAUGUGUGCAGAACCUAUCUGGAAAGGCUUUGUCCCUCAAACAAAUGAGCUCAUCAUGCUGAAUGAUAGCUUAAGAUCACAAUUAGAGGAUAUUUAUAUAGAUGAUGGUCAACAUGGUUCAGUUAGGUCAAUUGGGGUGGGGGUCAACAGUGAUGCAGUAGAUGUUGGCAGGGAAGUGCGUGAAAGUUUGGUUGGUGGUAGUAGUGAAGGGGGUUUAGAAUAUUUUCAUGAUCACGAUGUUGGGAUUGGUGGUUCUAGACACUCUAAUCACGAUUUGGAUAUAAAAAAGAAAAAGGGAAAUGACAAGAGCGUGUCUAAUAAAUAUGUCAUAGGUGGUGAUAAAGAUGCCCAGUUGCAGGUGAAAACACAUAAUGAACGGAAAUUCGCAUUUCCCCCAUCUUUCAAGGAUGACCAGAUGAUUUGGCCUACCUCCGACAAGUCCCUGGGGUCAAAUAACUGCAUUGCAGAUGAAACUGACAAUUAUCUUAAUGCAUUUUUGGAAUCUGAUGACACUCUUCCUUUUUGGAGGCAGAAGAGCAGUGUUUCUUUACCCGUUAAAAGUUCCAGGGGUGAAAAUAAUGCCAAUGCGAUAAGACCAACAAACUCUUCUCCAACAUCAGUCUCAAAUUAUGGAUAUUCUGAAAGAGAUCGUGUCAAGCUAGAAGAGGAUGUAAAGGUUGGAGUUGCAAGGGAAGAUGGUCUAGGGACUCUAGAGGAUGAAGAGGCAGCUGCUGUGCAGGAGCAAGUAAAGCAAAUAAAUGCCCAGGAGGAGGAAUUUGAAACCUUCGAUUUGAAGAUUGUACACAGGAAAAACAGAACUGGCUUUGAGGAGGACAAGAAUUUCCAUGUUGCUUUAAAUUCUAUAAUAGCUGGAAGGUAUCAUGUCACAGAGCAUCUGGGAUCUGCUGCUUUUAGCAAAGCUAUACAGGCUCAUGACCUGUAUACUGGCAUGGAUGUUUGUGUUAAAAUUAUAAAGAAUAACAAGGACUUUUUUGAUCAAAGUCUUGAUGAGAUCAAGCUUCUCAAGUAUGUCAAUAAGCACGAUCCAGCAGACAAGUAUCACCUUCUUCGGUUAUAUGAUUAUUUCUAUUAUCGAGAACAUUUGUUAAUAGUAUGUGAACUACUUAAAGCAAACUUGUAUGAGUUUCAUAAAUUUAAUAGAGAAUCAGGGGGUGAAGUUUACUUUACAAUGCCGAGAUUGCAGUCAAUUACCAUUCAGUGUUUGGAAGCACUUCAAUUUUUGCAUAGCCUUGGAUUGAUACAUUGUGACUUGAAGCCAGAGAAUAUAUUGGUUAAAAGUUAUAGCAGAUGUGAGAUCAAGGUCAUUGAUCUUGGAAGUAGUUGUUUUGAGACAGAUCACCUUUCCUCAUAUGUUCAGUCAAGGUCCUAUCGUGCUCCUGAAGUUAUUUUGGGACUUCCGUAUGACAAGAAGAUUGAUAUCUGGUCACUUGGCUGCAUCUUGGCAGAGCUUUGUACUGGCAAUGUUCUCUUCCAAAACGAUUCACCGGCCACAUUACUUGCUCGUGUGAUCGGGAUAAUUGAUCCAAUUGAUCAAAGUAUGCUUGCAAAAGGAUGUGAUACAUACAAGUACUUCACCAAAAAUCAUAUGCUUUAUGAACGGAACCAGGAAAGCAAUAGGUUAGAAUACUUGAUUCCGAAAAAGACAUCGUUGAGGCAUAGAUUACCUAUGGGAGACGAAGGGUUCAUUGAGUUUGUUGGUCAUUUGCUUGAGAUCAACCCAAAGAAGAGGCCGUCUGCAUCGGAGGCUCUGAAGCACCCUUGGUUGUGUUACCCUUACGAACCUAUAUCAUCUUGA
This is a messenger RNA of Lathyrus sativus (Indian pea), 2448 nucleotides long. NCBI's taxonomy places the organism in Eukaryota, Viridiplantae, Streptophyta, Magnoliopsida, Fabales, Fabaceae. The record is from the annotation of a GenBank genome assembly.